UGCAUCUCUUCAGGCUUCUGAAAAAAUAGGCUCAGCAUACCUCUUCCACUCACGAGUGAUAAGCUCAUAUUUCGCUGCUUAAUGUUUAAUUUCCUCAGACAUGCCGUGUGGAUCUAUUUGUAAAGUUUGCCCUGACAGAAAGCGUUUACAGCAUGGAAGAGAAGAAAGCAUAUUUUUAGGUUCUUGCAAAACUAAGCGUGUUGCCGCUUGGAUACAAGAGAAUAUCAAAAAGAAGGAAUGCAUCUAUUUCCAGAGGGAUCCCAGUAAAGGGGAGCUUAUAUGUUACUGCGGCUACUUGGAGGAUUACCACACCGAGGAAGCCAAAAAGCCAGAGAACUUCGUAGGACAAUCCUGGGACCGACACAAACAUGUCAAGGAGGAGCAAACGGAUGCUUUUGGACGCAUCACCUUUGGUGGUUCGGUGCAAAGGGUUGCUGAGUAUGCACGAGUGUCCACAGAGACCAAAUCCGAGACUCUCUACAAGUUGCUGACUGAACAGUGGAGACUUUCCCCUCCCAAUCUGCUCAUCUCAGUGACUGGAGGAGCCAAGAACUUCUAUCUGAAGCCCCACCUGAAGAAGGUUUUCCACAGAGGACUUAUCAAAGUGGCCCAGACGACAGGUGCAUGGAUCAUCACUGGUGGUACUCACGCUGGAGUGAUGAGGCACGUGGGACAGGCUGUGAGGGACUAUGCCCUGAGUAACACCAUGCAGGGGGAAAUCGUGGCGAUUGGAGUAGCAACAUGGGGUGCAAUCCACAACCGGCAUGUUUUGAAGUAUGAAGAGGGUAAAUCCAAAGCUAAUUAUGCGAUCGAUACACAAGGUCAAGGUCCUCUGUCCUGUCUGGAUAACAAUCAUACUCACUUCUUACUGGUUGAUGAUGGAACCCAUGGAAAGUAUGGUGUGGAGAUUGAGCUCCGUGCAAAACUGGAGAAAUACAUCUCAAGCAGAAAUCUUGGAAACAAAGUGAAUGGCGUAACUAUCCCAGUGGUUUGUGUGGUACUGGAUGGAGGAACAGGCACGCUUAAUACAAUCUAUAAUGCCAUGUUGAAUGACACACCGUGUGUGAUCCUGGAGGGGUCUGGCAGGAUAGCAGAUGUUAUCGCGCAGGUGUAUGGACUGCCGGUCAGCCAGAUCACGAUCGACUCAAUCAAAGAGCUGCUGAAGAACUUUUUCAGUCAAGAGUAUGGAAAUUUCAAGGAACACGAUAUUAUAGAGUGGACAAAAACGAUUCAGGACAUCAUCAGGAUGUCUCAUUUGCUGACAAUAUAUAGAGCAAGGGAGGACAAACAUGGGGAUGUGGAUGUGGAUGUGGCCAUCCUACAAGCUCUUCUCAAAGCUUCGAAGACUGGUGGAUCACGGGGAGCUGCGGCCUGGAAGAGGCAGCUGGAACUGGCUAUAGCCUGGAACAGAGUGGACAUUGCAGAGAAAGAGAUUUUUACUGAAGAAAGCCAGUGGAAAUCAAGUGAACUCCACUGGGCCAUGUUUUUAGCCCUGACAGGCAACAAGCCUCAGUUUGUCAGUUUGCUGCUGGACAAUGGCCUGGACCUGGAGGAGUUCCUGAGAGACGAUGAGACUCUGUGUGAGCUCUACCAAGAGCUGCCAAACUGCUUCUUCCUGUACAAGCUGGCCAAGAGGGUGAAGCCAUCAGGCUUCAGCAAAAGGUCUGGAGGCAGGAUGGCUCGUGUUAGGACAGGAGAGAAGAUAUCCCUGUUUCAUGUCUCAGCUGAAGUGCGCCACCUGCUGGGCAAAUUUACAAAACACAUCUACCCUCAACCCACCGGGAGGUCCCACAUUGUCAUGUCCAUAGGGGACAGCUCAGGAUCUGUAUAUAAAGAUGAGACUGGCUUCGACGAUCAAUUAAGUGAGGCUGAGCCUAAGAGGGAUGCCUGCAGAGAUCUUUUCCUUUGGGCGGUUGUCCAUAAGAACAAGGCCUUGGCUGAAAUUGCCUGGGCACAGUCUAGAGAUUCCAUCUCUGCUGCUCUGGCUGCCAGUAAGAUCCUGAAGAAAAUGGCACGAGAGGGAAGCGAUGCAGAUGAAACUCAGGACAUGAAGGAGCUUGCAAGUUAUUAUGAAGAUCAUGCAAUUGGUGUGUUCAAUGUGUGCAACAGACAUGAUGAAGAGCGGGCCAAGAACCUGCUGGUUCGCAUAUCCAGCUUUUGGGGCAAAACGACAUGCCUGAGGCUGGCGCUGGAGGCUGACAACAAAGACUUUGUGGCUCAGUCGGGCGUUCAGGCUCAUCUGAAUCAGAUCUGGUGCGGCGAGCUCUCAGUCGAUAAUCCUGUGUGGAAGGUGCUGAUCUGCAUCUUCUUCUUCCCACUGAUCUUCACCAACUUUCUUCUUUACAGGCACGAUGAAAUCCUCCAGAGACAAAACGAGAAGAAAGAAGAGAUAAAGUCUGUGGAAAAAGUUACAGGAAGCACAGUGAGGACAAAUAAUCAUCGACUUCAGAAUCAGCACAAUGAGAAGCCUCUGGGCUGGUGGCCCAAACUGGUGGGACUGUACUGCUCUCCUCAGGUCAAGUUUUAUGGAAACAUUGUGUCGUAUUUUGCCUUCCUGUUCCUGUUUGCUGCGGUGCUCAUGGUCGACUUCCAGAGGACGCCAUCUGCAGGAGAACUGCUGCUCUAUAUCUGGCUGUUCAGUCUGGUGUGUGAGGAAAUCAGACAGCUGUUUUACGACCCUGAUAGUUUUGGGAUACGUAAGAAAGCUAAGAUGUACAUUCACGAGCUGUGGAACAUUUUGGACGUUCUCUCCAUCCUCCUUUUCUGUUUAGGACUUGGUUUCAGGAUGACAACUGAGCUGUUCUAUGCAGGUAAAGUCAUCUUGUGCAUCGACUUUGUGGUUUUCUGCCUCCGACUCAUGGCAAUCUUCACCAUCAGUCGCACUCUUGGACCUAAAAUCAUCAUAAUCAAGAAGAUGAUGAUGGAUAUGUUCUUCUUCAUGUUUAUGCUGAGUAUCUGGGUUGUGGCGUACGGUGUUGCCAAACAAGGCAUCCUCAUCCAUAAUGAGAAUCGGCUUAACUGGAUCCUCCGUGGGGCUGUUUAUGAGCCCUACCUCAUUAUAUUUGGAAAUUUCCCCAAAAAUUUUGAAAAUAGUGAGUUUGAUAAAAACUCAUGCAGCAUAAAUGCUUCGGAGCCUUUCAAGCCCAAGUGUCCUGAGUUGAAUGACAACGAAAUGCCGGCAUUUCCUGAGUGGCUGUCGAUCAUCAUGCUUUGUGUUUAUUUACUCUUUGCCAACAUACUGCUGCUCAACCUCCUCAUAGCCAUCUUUAACUUCACGUUCCAGGAGGUCCAGGACAAUACAGACAAGAUCUGGAUGUUUCAAAGAUAUGAGCUGAUUAAGGAGUAUCACAGCCGGCCAAAUGCCCCACCUCCUUUCAUUAUCUUCAGUCAUCUCCGGCUCUUAAUCAGCAACAUGUUUCCCUGCUGCUCCCCUACCAGGCCCAACGAGUUCAAGAAGGAGCUUAAAAAAACAGACGAAGAAGAGCUACUGUUAUGGGAGUCCUUGAUGAAGGACAUAUAUCUGGUGUCUGUGCGGCAGAGGCAGAGCCAGAGCAUGGAGAAUCGAAUCCUGGACACAUCCCAAAGGGUUACCACCUUAACUGAGCAGCUGGAGAAACUAGGGGAGCAGAUCACUCAGUCCACCAAAGACUUGCAAUGGAUUGUGGAAAAAAUGAAAUGUCAGGGUGUUUCUGCGAUUGAAACACAGCAACAGAUACCUGAUAAAUCCUUCGAGUCUUUGAAGAAUGCAGCAGAGGAAGAAGAAAGCUUGCAUGUGAAGUCCCGUCAGCUUUACUACUCAAACAGCAAAAUAAAACGCUUCCCUGUGCCAGAGGAGAAAGUGCCAUGGCAGGUCAGCUUCAGCUUGUACGAACCCCGCUUUGUAGAUGGUGACGACCAUGUGGAUGAACCUGAUCAAGAAGUCUUGAAUAAAUACAGAAACCCACAAGGGAGGACAGGCAUCACAGGAAGAGGUGAACUCAGCUGCCUCGGUCCAAACUUGAACUUAGACCUUUUGUUGACACGGUGGCGGGACAGUGAGAGGUCUGUGCUGGAGUACUUGGUGGUUUUGAACUCAAACCUUAAAUCUUUAGCUCUCCCGGGGGGCCCCGUUGACUCUGUGGAUCAGCUGCCAGGAAGUCUAAAAGGAAUUCUGGGAAGAAAAGUGUUUGAAGCCCUUAAUGCAAAAGUGUCCGAGGGAAAAAUGGUGUAUAAAGGCUACGUGGACGACUGCCGGAACACAGACAAUGCCUGGGUGGAAACAGCCAUUAUAAAUAUUCACCUUGACAGAACAAGCCAGAUAAUGGUUGACAUUAACAACAUGCUGGGGGGAAACCAGGGCAUGCUUCAGUGGCAGGAGGUGAGCAGCAGUACCCGACUCAGCCCAAAUCAAAGAGUUGCGUUGGACCAGGUGGCGGCGCUGCAUAUCAAGAAGCUCUGAUCGUUCAACAUUGUUAUAUUUCCAUGUCACCAAGACAACGCAUCAUGAAACUUCUAAAAUUAAAGACAACCAGAGGGUCAUCUUGUGCCUUAUCACUUUGGCCUUAUGUUGCAAUACAUGUUUAUGCCUCACAAUACCAGAACUAGUAAGCUAAAAACACAAAUAAAGACAAAACAGAACUAUAAAUAUGCAGCAAAUAAUCACCUCAAUUGCAAUACUUUUUGUUACAGCUCCAUAAAUUACUAUUCAACCACUAUAUAGAAGUUCAUUUGACGGGAAUGGGAGUAAACACAUAGAAUAACAAUGGAAAAGAUGCUAAUUAUUUUAGAAACUGCUUUGUUUAUGGAUACAAAAGUAAAAACACAACAGAUAAAUGAUUUAUGAAACUAUUACCCAAUAGUACUUACUCUGUAUUGUCAACAGUAGUUUCUUGUCUUCCUUUAAACUUUAUGUAAUGGAAAAAUGUAAAUAUUUUUAUUGUCCAACAAUGGGGAAAUUCAUUCUCUGCAUUUUAACCCAUCCCCUUGUGGAGCAGUGGGCUGCCACUGUACCCAGGGAGCUGUGUGGGGUUAAAGGUCUUGCUCAGGGACCCAGAGUGGCAGUCUGUGGGAGUUAAACUCCGAACCUCUGGGACCCAAGUGCAAUGCUCUAACCACUAGGCCACCACUUCCCCUGAUAUUUAGCGACAUUCUGUUCUUAAUACAUAUGCCUUAAUAUGACUAGCUUGUGGGGAGGAUUUUGAAAGGAUCAAAUCUUUGUUGGAGUAGUUAAAAAAAAUAAUGUAUUCUUGUAGCUCUAAUUUGCAAGAUCUAGCAACUUGUUGUCCAUACUUCUCCUGUGUAGAAGUUUUUUUUUUUGCAUGAUGUCAGAGAACUAUUUUGAUCUCGCCGUGUGUGUAUUAUCCUGCCAUCGAGGGCUUCUUUUUGUUUUUGCAUCCACUGGAAUUCGGGUAGUUCUUUCUGGUUGAUGUCAGAGCACUGUACGCCAUUCGAUUUCUUUCAUGUAUUUACUUUCUGCACUGGUAUGCAGCCUCAUUUAAACAGGAAUGGGCAUUCUCUAAACUGUUUCCUCUGUCCUGGGAGCUGUCUCUGUCUUGGUGUCCGAAGCAUUGGAGGUACACUUUGAGGAACUAAGCUUAGCCCCAAGAAAACUUUCCCACAUCAUUAUAUACCACCUCCUGACUAAUUCACAAGUCAUUGUGACAGAGGAAGCGCUGUAGUCAUGGUAACUAGCAAACUCACAAUCAUCUAUAUGACUGCCAAUAAGUGAGACAUAAUUGAUAUCUCUGGAAGCACAUAUUUUAUAGUGCAGAGAUGGCACCAUCAAGCCCAGUGUUGCACCAAUAUGAGUAUUUAUCUUGUUUUUAAUAGAUUUAUAUUAUUUCUCUUUCUACUCUAAUAAAUA
This is a messenger RNA of Cyprinodon variegatus (sheepshead minnow), 5842 nucleotides long. It is a transcript of the gene trpm2, whose product is annotated as transient receptor potential cation channel, subfamily M, member 2. Gene Ontology annotation, molecular function: ligand-gated calcium channel activity. NCBI's taxonomy places the organism in Eukaryota, Metazoa, Chordata, Actinopteri, Cyprinodontiformes, Cyprinodontidae. The transcript has 33 exons. Gene Ontology annotation, biological process: calcium ion transmembrane transport. Gene Ontology annotation, cellular component: membrane. The record is from RefSeq and is a predicted model, not a curated record. The coding region runs from base 101 to 4438 and encodes 1445 amino acids.